ACGGCAACAAGCGCCAUGAUGGUGAUUGCGUCGCGCUGAGCGCCUCCAGCAGCUGGUUAUCACCAUGGAGCAGCUGGAGGAGGAGCUGACGUGCGCGGUGUGCUGUGGUCUCUUUGAGGACCCGCGCGUCCUGCUGUGCUCGCACAGCUUCUGCAAGAAGUGCUUGGAGGGUCUCCUGGAGGGGAUCCGAGCCUUCAGAACGCCCCUCAAAUGCCCCACGUGCCGCAAGGAGACCCCUCACAACGGCGCCAGCAGCCUGCAGAUCAACUACUCCCUGCGCGGGAUAGUCGACAAGUUCAGCAAAAUCAAGGUGGCGCCCAAAAUGUCCGUGUGCAAGCAGCACCACGAGCAGCCGCUCAACAUCUUCUGCGCCACCGACCUGAGGCUCAUUUGCGGCGUUUGCGCAACCACCGACGCGCACAGGGGCCACGACUUCUGCUCCCUGGAGGAGGCGCACGAGCGAGAGAAGGAGGCGUUUGAUGGGCUGCUGCUGCGCGUGGAGCGCUGGCAGAGCGCGGGCGCGCUGUCCUGCCUGGAGACGCUGCAAGCCAACAAGAAGAAGGCGCUCCAGUCGGUGAGCGCGGACGCAGAGAAGGUGGCGGACUACUUCGACAAGCUCGUGAGCGCGCUCGAGAGCAAGAAGAGCGAGAUCCUGUCGGACUUCGAGACGCUGCGGCUGAAGGUGAUGCAGGCGCACGACCCGGAGGUCAGCAGGCUGAGCGCGGCGCUGGACGAGCAGAAGGCGGCGCUCCGCGUGUCCGAGUCCAUCCGGCGCGCCACGGACCAGCUGGGCUUCCUGCAGCUGAUGCAGGAGUUUCGAGAGAAGAUGAAGGUCCUGGAGGAGACUCCCCUCCCCUCGCGUAAAGACGUGCUGGUCGCACCGCUCGUGCGCAACUUCGACGUGAAGAAGUGGGAUUCCCUCCAGCUCCGAGAGGUGGACAAGAUCUCAGUCCCGCAUGAAAGUGGCGCGUACAGAACGGGUGGAUCAGGGAUGGCGGGGUGCAGGGUGGUGGUCCUGGUUCUGUUCUUUCUGGCACUCCUCCUCCUCCUGCUCAUCACUGAUGAUGGGACCUGGAAGAGAACCCCAUUAAUCACUAAACUCUCCUCCCACGCUAAAGAAAUGACUGACAUGCUGAUGGAUGCAGGUCAGAAAUAUUUAGCAAGCUCAACUGUACACUUUAUGGACACUUGUAAGUUCUAAUCAGCCUUUUGGGCUUCUCAUAACACUCACCAUCAAAAGACUGUAAAGAAAUAGAACACGUGGAAACAUCAAA
Molecule: messenger RNA, 1274 nt
Organism: Nematolebias whitei (Rio pearlfish)
Lineage: Eukaryota; Metazoa; Chordata; Actinopteri; Cyprinodontiformes; Rivulidae
Gene: trim13
Product: tripartite motif containing 13
Biological process (GO): positive regulation of canonical NF-kappaB signal transduction; innate immune response; positive regulation of macroautophagy
Molecular function (GO): zinc ion binding
Source: RefSeq, a predicted model, not a curated record